Messenger RNA from Zychaea mexicana, 903 nucleotides. RefSeq lists its product as uncharacterized. The coding region runs from base 24 to 800 and encodes 258 amino acids. The record is from RefSeq and is a predicted model, not a curated record. NCBI's taxonomy places the organism in Eukaryota, Fungi, Mucoromycota, Mucoromycetes, Mucorales, Lichtheimiaceae. The transcript is spliced from 6 exons.
UUCCUUCUUUCCUAAAUUAUUGAAUGGCGAAUCUCGACAUUAAAAUCAAGCUCGCAAACACCUUGGGCACAUUGCUGCUUCUCGGCUUUCAGGGUUUCAGUUACUCUAACUGGUUUAUUGACCACGAAUAUGGUUUCCAUGGACGCGACUUUAUCAUCAUCCUAAUCGGUCUCUUACAGCUGUUGCUUAUCGGUAUGACCAUCUACCAGUGGUUCCCCAAGGCUCCCAAGGAUGCUUUCGAAGCGAUCGGAUUUUGGUACUUGUUGAUCGCAGCGUUGAAUAGUGGCGUUUCCAUUCUCUGGUUCUUCCAUCUCAACAUCUUUGCCUUUGUGGGUCUGCUAUGGCAACUGGCAACGCUUUUCUUUGUGUACCAUCGCUUGCGCGACUAUCCUCCUCGCAACAAAACGGACAUGUUAUUUGUUAAUUCUCCGUUCUCGAUUUAUACUGCCGCCUCCUUCUUUAUGAGCAUCUGGCAAAUCUUCCAAUUUAGCGAAAAGACCAAGAACCACCCGGUGGUUCUUACGGUCAUCAUUAUCCUUAUCGGAUUUGUCGCGCUGCACCUUGUCGAUUACUCCCAUCGACACGAUUGGGUCUAUGCUUUGACAACUGCAUGGAUCUUGCUGGAUGCAGCUGUUUUCUUGACAGGCACACCCCAUGUUGUUUCGCUCAUUGUGGUCGGUAUUCUCGUCAGUGCCGUUGCACGCGCAUUGAUUCCCAACUGGCUGGAAAGAAUCAACAGCCGCUUCAGCCGCUUAGCAAACCGAGUUGGCGAGCGUGCUCCUCUUUUGGGCGGCCACUAAUACGCAACUCCUUGUUUAUCUCUGUUCCAAACCUUGUUAAUACGAAUAAACAACAGCAAACGUCAAAUGAAACACUAAAAUGUGCAUUAAAACAAACAAAACA